UAGGUUUCGGAACGUAAAAAAUCGCAGCAUCUCGCGUUUUGUGCUUCUCUCGUUCGGCUUGUGCUCCAGCGAUUCUGUUCCGAUCCGAUAAUAUUCAUCCCGAUUGUUUUAUCAUUCCGGGAACGAGGAAGUUAACGUGGUCGUGUUGACGUGGCAGCAACCAACGGAUAAAAUGUUGAGAUCACUGUUUGUUGCUUUGGCCGUGUCGGCUGUGUUUGCCGGCGUGCCGACUCCUGAAGAAACAAAGAGGAUUAUGGACCGGCUAUCGGAGGCCGAACACUUCAAAAACGAGCACCAUAAUAAGCAGUUUGACCACGAUGCCUUUUUAGGCGAAGAUCAGGCCAAAACAUUUGAUCAGCUGCCUCCUGAGGAGAGCAAAAGGAGAUUGGGAAUCAUCGUGGACAAGAUUGACGGGGACAAGGAUGGGUUCGUUUCGCUAGUGGAACUAAAGGAUUGGAUCAGAUACACGCAGAAACGGUACAUCAAUGAGGAUGUCGACCGCCACUGGAGACAGCACAACCCUAAUAAUGAUGAAGUCAUUCCUUGGGAGGCAUACAGAAAGAAUGUCUACGGCUUCAUGGAUGAGAUGGACCCCAAGGAGCUGAAGACUCCCAACAGCGAAGGUUUCACAUACUCCAACCUUCUGAAGAGAGAUCGCAGGAGGUGGACUUACGCCGAUGCGGACCAGAACGACGCGUUGAACCAGACAGAGUUCGCGGCCUUCCUUCACCCGGAGGAUCACUCGGAAAUGAGGGACGUGGUCGUUUUGGAGACCAUGGAGGACAUUGAUAAAGAUCAUGACGGUAAGGUGUCUCUGGAGGAGUACAUCGGCGACAUGUACAAGCCCGAGGACGGCGAGGACGAGGACGAGCCCGACUGGGUCAAACAGGAGAGGGAGCAGUUCAAUGGAUACAGAGACACAAACAAGGACGGUUUCAUGGAUGAGAACGAAGUGAAAGAUUGGAUCGCACCUCCAGAGUUCGACCACGCUGAAGCAGAAGCGAGACAUUUAGUCUUCGAGGCAGACACGGAUGCCGAUGAGAAACUCACUAAAGACGAGAUCUUAGAAAAAUACGACCUAUUUGUAGGCUCCCAAGCCACAGAUUUCGGUGAAGCACUCGCUCGCCACGACGAGUUCUAAAUAAGGUAGAGUAAAGUCAACGAGACGAGAUGUCUUUUGAAAAUGAACCUUACCAUCGUGUAACAUAGUUCACUUUUCAUUAAUCCUUCAGUUGGUUCUUUGAAACUCAACUUAGUUCCUAAAGUAAUAAGGUUUAUUAUUGUGUGAGGGGAUUAAUUUCGUCUUGUUGGCAUUACUGUAGCCGUUUUACUCAGGAACGUUGUUUAAAAUAAGAAUAAGAAGAAAGUGUUGAAGUUUUCAGCCAGUCCGAAGUCUUCCAUACAAAGAGUAGAAAAUGUAUUGAAUUGAAAUAGUCUCGUUUUUGAUAUAAACAAAGGAAUCUUCUCGAAUAUUGUAAUAAUCCGUACAUUAAGUAACUUACGUAUUUAGUUGCCCACAUCAUCGUUUCUACAAUCAUUUUCUUUAUUUUAUUCAUUUUACUCUAAAAGUUCCAUGCAGCUAUUAUUUAGGAAAGCUAUUAAACAAUGUUAAUGAGUAAUUAACGUUUUUAUCUAAUGUGAUACAAAAUUUUAUAUUUUGAGGCUGGUAACAUUUGCAGCACAGAUUAACAAACUUUUGAAGUGUCAAUGUCAGAUCUGUAUUUUUUUAUCCAAGAAGGUUCAAGUUGCUUUUGCAUACUUUUUAUACUGCAUAGACUUAGCUAUUUAAUAUCGAAUCUCUGUGGCAUUACUACUUUGUUAAUAAAUAACUUAGUUUUUAAGUAUCUUAGUUUCUAACAACAAAACCAAAGUUAGGUUCCAGUGAAAACUACAAUAAAUAAUAAUCUGUCGAAUGAUCUAGAAUAUUUUCUGAUUUUUUUUAUUACUUACUAUUGUAUUUUUUUCGUGCAUUGCAUUGAAAUAUUUUUUUAUUGUAUGUUUUUAUCUAUGUACGUAUUUAUUUGCAUUUAUUAAAAUUAAUAUUUUUUGUAUUAUACGUAUUUUUUGAUAUUGGGUAGAGGAAAUGCAGGAAAUGAUGGAUAUUUUUUAUGCAUUUAUUUUUGAGAAAUCUGUUGAACAUUCCAGAAUCGGGCAUUUAUUUGUAGAUUUUUUUAGCUUCGUAAUUUAAAGAAAACCAAUUAUGGAUGGGUAGUUAAGAUUCGCUGAGAUUAAGUUGUAUAAAAAUAUGCGGAUUAUUUAGCUAGGCUGCAAUUGACUCGGGAAUUUAUUUAAUAGAUUUUCAAUUUUACGGUGUAGUAAUAAAGUUGAAAAUCAUUAAUCUCUAUUAGAAUCUCAAAUACGUACACGAUGUCUAUCGAGCUGCUGGUCGAGUAGUCACAAGUGUAAUUGCCGAGCGCGAUUUGUAGUUCGUUCAUCAACAUACAAUUUUACAUACACAUGAGACCCAGACCUAAAGCAACAAUUUGUGGAACCCAGUGGAGCAAAGAGUUGCUCCGUGCAGGAAUGCCUACUACCGCGUCAACCAUGCAGUCAUAUAAAUGGUAUUGGUUAAAAUAUGCUAUGUUAACGAGUCUAUUUAGCCCUUUGAACUAUAUGCUGCAUUUCCCCUACCCCGUAUUAUAAGUGAUCGGUACUUAACAUUAUAAGAGUAAUAAGAUAUCGUUUGAUUAUAAUUAGGUGUAAAGCAAUAACAUUUUAAUUCUAACUGAUGCAUUGUGUUCAUAUAUUUGUUCUGCAAAGUACAAUAAUGUAUUAAUGACUACGUAUUGUAAUGACAGCUUAUAUUCAUAACGGAAUAAAUAUUUUUUUCGACUA
Messenger RNA from Spodoptera frugiperda (fall armyworm), 2835 nucleotides. RefSeq names its product calumenin-B (gene scf). Lineage: Eukaryota; Metazoa; Arthropoda; Insecta; Lepidoptera; Noctuidae. Gene Ontology annotation, cellular component: endoplasmic reticulum. Gene Ontology annotation, molecular function: calcium ion binding. The transcript has 7 exons. The record is from RefSeq and is a predicted model, not a curated record. The coding region runs from base 173 to 1141 and encodes 322 amino acids.